AUGGCUUCUUCAGGUCGAGCUUUAAGGGAUCAGAAUGUGCAAAUUGAUCAGGUUUAUUGCUCGCCUUCGUUGCGAUGUGUGCAAACUGCUGUUGGAAUUAUCAAAGGUAUGGAAAGUCGUACGCUGAGCAUCAACAUUGAGCCAGGGCUUUAUGAAUGGACGCGCUGGUGUGGCAGCGAGCUACCAUCAUGGAUGGAGGCAGAGGAGUUUGCCAAACUAGGUUAUCCAGUCAAUGAUUGCUACAGUCCUGUGAUGCGUCCGGCUGAUCUAUGGCUAACGGAAACACUGAAUGAUUAUUAUGACCGAUCUUUUGCGCUUAUCCGUGAAAUACUCCGAAACCAUGACAAAGGGACUGUUCUUCUGGUUGCGCACGGGCCAUCAAUGGACGCGCUGACAAGGCAGAUCUGCGGCGGUGCUCCGCGAACAGUGGAAGAACUUAUGUCAAAACUUCGUCAGAUACCAUAUUUGGCAUGCUUACAAAUCCAGGAGCAGUGCAAAUCGGGCGAUACUGAUAGUCUGAAUAAUAAAAAUGGUGGUAGCAGCGAAGUGUGGAAAUAUGCUGGCUCGCCAAUACCCUCACUCACACAUUCUGCGAAUCCUUCAUUUGAUCCUGAGUUCGUGCUUCUCUUAAUUGCUAUGGAAAUUAUCUAA
Messenger RNA from Gongylonema pulchrum, 651 nucleotides. NCBI's taxonomy places the organism in Eukaryota, Metazoa, Nematoda, Chromadorea, Rhabditida, Gongylonematidae. The record is from the annotation of a GenBank genome assembly.